AUGGCGCGGCUAUGGCCAGCGCUGGUUCUGGCAUUGCUGGUGCUAAGAGGCGUCCCGUGCAGCUUCACGUCCGCAAAGCCGCGGACGCAGACGCGGCCGCGGCGGCAUCCGCGCGCUCGUCCUCGGGGGGCGAGUUUGGAAGCGGGAUGGCAAGACUUCCAAGAGAAGUGGGGAAACCCGAAGCUGCGAGGGACGGUCGCCAAAGUUGCGAUCUCACCGAGCUAUUGGUUAGCCACGGCCUCGGUGCUUUUCUCCGGUCUGCUAGGUGGCAAGGUCACCGCCGCCCUUUUGGUGGGGCUUUGUGCCGUCUUGGGUGGUCUCUUUGGUCGCAAGACCCCCUUGGGCCGGGCCAUGACGGGCCCCGUGUGCGCUAUGUCACUGGGCGUCCUGGUCGCCAGCCAAUCUCCGGCACCUGCAGCCGUGCUACGACGACUGCAGUUCUUCUCGGUGACCUUGGCGACUCCUUUGCUGCUCCUCUCCUGCAACUUGAAGGAGCUCUGUGGCCCCGCCACGCGUCGCUUGCUGGGCGCCUUCGCUGUGGGAGCCGUGAGCACGGCGUCCGCCGCGUUGCUGGCUGCCCUGGUGCUACGUCAUCCCUUGAGCGCAGCCCUGGGGGGCUGGGAGACGGCCAGUAAAGCCAUUGCAGCGUUGACCAGCAAGAACAUCGGCAGCGGCAUCAACUUCGUGGCCGUGGCGCAGGCCCUGCAGAUGAAGCCGUUGAUCAUCGCCGCCAGCCUGGCGGUGGACAGCGCCCUGGGGGUGAUCUACUUCCCGGUGGCUGCCAGCUUAACUCCGAAGAACUCUGAGAGCCGCGGACGCGGAGCAACGCUGGAGGAGCAGGGGCGCGGUCCGGAGCACUUCUCGCUCACCGAGAGCCUGACGACCUUCUUGGUGGCAUUGGCGAUCGCUUUCCUGGCUCACCAGUUUUCCCCAGCAGGCUAUGCGUGCAUCACCUCCAGCCUCCUGGCAGUGCUCCUGGGCACCUUCCCCGCCGCCAAACGGUGGCCCGCCGGGGAGGCCUUGGGCUGGCCCUUGCUGUAUUUGUACUUUGCUGCCGCAGGCUUCACGGUGGGAGCCGUGCCUGGCAGCACCUUGCGGCGCUUCUCGCCUCUGAUAGACUUUGGGAUCAUGCUCUAUGCCAUUCACCUGCUCCUGAUCCUCCUCCUCGGCCGCCUCGCCAAGCUCACGCGCGCGGAGCUCCUGGUCGCCAGCAGCGCCAACAUCGGUGGCCCCGCUACGGCGAGCUCAUUGGCCAGUAGCAAGCAGUGGCCGCAGCUCCAGCGGCCGGCGCUCUUGGUGGGGACCUUUGGGAACGCCGUGGCCGGUGGCUUGGGCCUGGCCAUCUUCCAUUUGCUCCGCCGGCUGCCACACUGA
This is a messenger RNA of Durusdinium trenchii, 1374 nucleotides long. Lineage: Eukaryota; Dinophyceae; Suessiales; Symbiodiniaceae. The record is from the annotation of a GenBank genome assembly.